AUGAUGCGGCUGGCUGGGCGGCCGCUGCAGCACGUGUUGUACCAGCGUUUGGACUCUGCUGAUGGAUCUCACCGUCUGAUGUUCUGUAAUGGCUGUAAUUGGGCCGACAGCUCGUGUGGGACUCGGCGGACGUCAAGCGCAGAGGCCAUUGUUGCAGAAGGGACGGGGGGACACACACCGAGGCACAACAACAUCUACAACUAUUCGACCGAUUUGAAGAAGUUGUACUGCCAGAUCGCCAAGACGUGUCCCAUUCAGAUCAAAGUGCUCACCCAGCCUCCACAGGGCGCCGUCAUCAGAGCCAUGCCGGUCUACAAGAAGGCCGAACAUGUGACAGAGGUCGUGAAACGCUGCCCCAACCACGAACUCAGCCGCGAAUUCAACGAUGGUCAGAUCGCGCCUCCCAGUCACCUGAUCCGUGUGGAAGGGAACAGCCACGCUCAGUACGUGGAGGACUCCAUCACCGGCCGACAGAGCGUCCUGGUGCCCUACGAACCCCCACAGGUGGGAACUGAAUUCACCACCAUCCUCUACAACUUCAUGUGCAACUCCAGCUGCGUGGGGGGAAUGAACCGACGGCCCAUCCUCAUCAUCGUCACCCUGGAAACACGAGAUGGUCAGGUCCUGGGCAGACGGUGUUUUGAAGCCCGGAUCUGCGCCUGUCCCGGCAGAGAUCGGAAGGCGGACGAGGACAGCAUCCGCAAACAGAACGUAACGGACGCCACAAAGAGCAGUGACGCUUUCCGUCAAGUCUCCCACGGAAUCCAAAUGCCCACUAUAAAGAAGAGAAGGUCCACAGACGAGGAGGUCUUCUGUUUGCCUAUCAAAGGGCGUGAAAUUUACGAGAUUUUGGUGAAGAUCAAGGAGUCGCUGGAGCUGAUGCAGUUCUUACCACAACACACCAUCGAGUCGUACAGACAGCAGCAGCAGAGCCUCAUCCAGAAGCAGUCUCCGAUGCCGCCUCAGUCCUCGUACGGCUCCAGUUCUCCCACUCACGGCAAGAUGAACAAACUCCCGUCCGUGUCCCAGCUCAUCAACCCGCAGCAGAGGAACAGCCUGACCCCCUCUGGCAUGUCGGGCGGCCUCACUGACAUGACUCCCAUGAUGGGCUCUCACAUCCCCAUGAGCGACAUGAGCUCACUGAGUCCUACACACGCACUGCAGUCACAGCUCCCCCUGGUGCCCUCCUCGCAGCACUGCACCCCCCCUCCUCCCUACCCCAUGGACAGCAGCAUCUCCAGUUUCCUCAUUCGGCUGGGCUGCGCAGGCUGCUUGGACUACUUCACCGCACAGGGCAUAACCAACAUUUACCAGAUCGAAAACUACAACAUGGAGGACCUGUCCCGGCUCAAGAUCCCGGUGGAGUUCCAGCACCCCAUCUGGAAGGGCAUCAUCGAGCAGCGGCAGGCCAUGGACUUCUCGCCGCCGCCCCACAUCGUGCGCACCACCAGCAAUGCGUCCAGUGUCAGCCUGGGAUCCUCUGAGGCGCGCGGCGAGCGGGUGAUCGACGCCGUGCGCUUCACCCUGCGCCAGACCAUCUCCUUCCCACCGAGAGACGAGUGGUCCGACUUCUCCUUCGACCUGGAUUCACGCCGCAACAAGCAGCAGCGCAUCAAGGAGGAGGGUGAGUGA
Messenger RNA from Knipowitschia caucasica, 1632 nucleotides. The record is from the annotation of a GenBank genome assembly. NCBI's taxonomy places the organism in Eukaryota, Metazoa, Chordata, Actinopteri, Gobiiformes, Gobiidae.